This is a messenger RNA of Vanderwaltozyma polyspora DSM 70294, 1638 nucleotides long. RefSeq names its product karyopherin alpha (gene SRP1). Gene Ontology annotation, cellular component: nucleus; nucleoplasm; cytoplasm. Lineage: Eukaryota; Fungi; Ascomycota; Saccharomycetes; Saccharomycetales; Saccharomycetaceae. The transcript has a single exon. Gene Ontology annotation, molecular function: protein binding; nuclear import signal receptor activity. Bases 1 to 1638 code for a protein of 545 amino acids. The record is from RefSeq and is a predicted model, not a curated record. Gene Ontology annotation, biological process: NLS-bearing protein import into nucleus.
AUGAACGGUGACGAUUCUAGUUCUACUAAUAAGUUUGUUCCUGAGUACAGACGUACUAAUUUCAAGAAUAAAGGUAGAUUCUCUGCUGAUGAAUUACGUCGUCGUAGAGAUACUCAACAGGUCGAGUUGAGAAAGGCUAAAAGAGAUGAAGCCUUGGCAAAAAGAAGAAACUUUGCGGCCCCUGUAAAUGGCCCAAUGGCUGAUUCCGACGAUGAAGACGACGAAGGUUCUGUCGCUGAUAAACAGUUUUAUGAACAAUUGCAAUUAGAAUUACCUGCUAUGAUACAGCAAAUCCAUUCAAAUGAUAUGCAAGAACAAUUGGCUGCAACUGUCAAGUUCAGACAAAUCUUAUCCAGAGAACACCAUCCUCCGAUCGAAUUAGUUAUUAAAUCUGGCGUCGUCCCAACUUUAGUUAACUUCAUGAAUGAAAACCAACCUGAAAUGUUACAACUGGAAGCUGCUUGGGCUUUAACCAAUAUCGCUUCAGGUUCUUCUUCUCAAACUAGAGUUGUUGUCGAAGCUGGUGCAGUUCCAUUGUUCAUCCAAUUAUUAUACACUGGUUCAGUUGAAGUUCAAGAACAAGCCAUCUGGGCUUUGGGUAAUGUUGCAGGUGAUUCUACCGAUUAUAGAGACCAUGUCUUGCAAAGUGGAGCUAUGGAACCAAUUUUAGGUUUAUUUAACACAAAUAAAACUUCUUUGAUCAGAACUGCCACUUGGACUUUAUCAAACUUAUGUAGGGGUAAGAAACCACAACCAGAUUGGGAUAUCGUCUCAAAGGCCUUACCAACUUUAGCCAAAUUAAUUUAUUCAUUGGAUACUGAAACUUUAAUCGAUGCAUGUUGGGCUAUUUCAUACCUGUCAGACGGCCCACAAGAAGCCAUUCAAGCUGUCAUCGACGUUAGAAUUCCAAAAAGAUUAGUCGAAUUGUUAAAUCAUCAAUCUACAUUAGUUCAAACCCCUGCAUUAAGAGCAGUAGGUAACAUUGUUACCGGUAAUGAUUUACAAACUCAAGUUGUUAUCAACGCUGGUGUUUUGUCUGCAUUAAGAAGUCUACUAAGUUCUCCAAAAGAAUCAAUCAAGAAAGAAGCAUGUUGGACUAUUUCAAAUAUUACUGCUGGUAACACUGAACAAAUUCAAGCAGUUGUUGAUUCCGAUAUCAUCCCACAAUUAAUUAAAUUAUUGGCCGGUGCCGAUUAUAAAACAAAAAAAGAAGCAUGUUGGGCAAUUUCCAAUGCUUCUUCUGGUGGUUUGAACAGACCAGAAAUUAUAAGAUAUUUAGUAAAUCAAGGCUGUAUAAAACCUUUAUGUGAUUUAUUAGAUAUCGCUGAUAACAAGAUAAUUGAGGUUACAUUAGAUGCUAUAGAAAAUAUCUUAAAGAUGGGUGAAAAUGAUAAAGAAAUGCGUGGUUUGGCUAUAAAUGAAAACGCUGAUUACAUCGAAAAAGCUGGUGGUAUGGAAAAGAUUUUCAACUGUCAAAGAAACGAAAACGAUAAGAUUUAUGAAAAAGCCUAUGCUCUUAUUGAAACAUACUUUGGUGAAGAAGAAGAAGAUAAUCUGGAUAAAGAUAUGGCUCCAAAGACUGCAGAUAACACUUUCGCCUUUGGGUCAAAUGUCAAUCAAAAUUUCAAUUUCAACUAA